Messenger RNA from Aspergillus puulaauensis, 369 nucleotides. RefSeq lists its product as uncharacterized. The coding region runs from base 1 to 369 and encodes 122 amino acids. The transcript has a single exon. Lineage: Eukaryota; Fungi; Ascomycota; Eurotiomycetes; Eurotiales; Aspergillaceae. The record is from RefSeq and is a predicted model, not a curated record.
AUGGAAACAAAGUUCCAGGAAUCGCUCCACAGACACCAACUCAACGAUCAAUCCACCGGCGUCGCUGUGGAUGCUUUUGAGCAACGCGAUAUCCCGGGCAAGGGCGUUGGGCUGGUGGCAAAGCGCUUCCUGCAGCGCGGCGAGCUGAUAAUCAGGGAACCACCCGCGCUAAUUGUCCAUCUGGACGCUAAAUACGAGCUGCCUGAUACUGUGCGGUUUGAGAUGCAGCGAGCUGGCGUGGAGGCCCUUCCGGCCGAUACCAAGCUGAAGGUGUUAGGGCUGAUGGGCCACUUUGGAGGGGACCCGAUUGAAGAUAUUGGAUAUACAAACGACGCCGGAAGCUGCCAUAUAGCAAUUCAGUUUAUUUGA